This is a messenger RNA of Mesocestoides corti, 804 nucleotides long. Lineage: Eukaryota; Metazoa; Platyhelminthes; Cestoda; Cyclophyllidea; Mesocestoididae. The record is from the annotation of a GenBank genome assembly.
AUGAUUAGCCCAACUUGGACUCCACAACCUAGCAGUGUGAGUAUUGGAAGUAUCUUAAACAGUAACCCACCGGGUUCUGUCGAACAGUUGCAACAGGCAUCAGUGAAUCAGCUUGUCAGUGUUGUGGGAAGUUAUGCGGCCGCUUCUGGUGGCCAAACCGUUAUUCGAACACCAUACGCGCCAAACACUCCGAGCACACCAUUUCAUGAACGUGAUGGAGCAAUACCACAACCUCAACUUCAGAAUAUCGUAUGUACAGUUAACCUUGAAAUAAAGCUGGACCUAAAACGGAUAGCUCGGAGUGCGCGUAACGCUGAGUAUAAUCCAAAGCGUUUUGCCGCCGUUAUUAUGCGAAUUCGGGAGCCGCGAACUACUGCUCUCAUCUUCUCUUCUGGCAAGAUGGUUUGCACUGGUGCCAAGAGUGAGAACGAGGCUCGUUUGGCCGCCCGCAAAUACGCCCGCAUCAUCCAAAAAUUGGGAUUUGAGGCUCACUUCAAAGGGUUUACGAUUCAAAAUAUGGUUGGAUCCUGCGACGUGCGAUUUCACAUACGAUUGGAGGGGUUGAAUGCUGCUCAGAAGAAAUUCACCACUUAUGAGCCUGAGCUGUUCCCCGGCCUCGUGUAUCGCAUGCAGAAACCCAAAAUUGUUCUCCUCAUUUUCGUUUCAGGGAAAAUUGUUUUAACAGGUGCCAAAGUGCGAGAUGAGAUUUACCAAGCCUUCAACAACAUCUACCCAAUCCUGAAGAAUUUUAUGAAGGUCGAGACUGAGAAAUCGAGUUUACACCAACCAGCACUCACUGGGUGA